AUAAAGGCAAUUGCAUGACAACAAUACAAUUACACUGCAAAAAGACAGUUCUUGUUUCUGCAAGUCAUGGCUGAAACUAUUGUAAGUGAAGCAACCUCUCUCUUCUUUCCUAUACUACUCUUAUCGUCUAUCAUCUUUCUCACCCUAAAGCAUUUCAAGUCUUAUUUCCUAUCAAAAACUAGUCUCCCACUUCCUCCAGGACCAACUCCAUGGCCAAUCUUGGGCAAUAUUCCUCAUAUGGGAAAAAAGCCUCACGUCACUCUAGCAAACUUUGCUCGCUCAUAUGGCCCUCUCAUGUCACUUAGAAUAGGAACUCAAACCAUGGUCAUCGGAUCAUCGAUAAGUGCUGCAGUGGAAAUUCUCAAAACGCAUGAUCGCGUCUUAUCGGCGCGAAGUGUUCCUCAUGCAUUUCCAGCCAAGAGCCCAAAAUUGAAUCAUGUAUCAGUCGGAUGGGCACUGGAGUGCAAUGAUAGAUGGAAGCAUGUACGAACAAUAUGCCGAACUGAGCUCUUCUCGGCCAAGGCAAUGGAGUCUCAAGCAUGUUUGAGAGAUAAAAAGGUAUCGGAAAUGGUGGAGUUUUUGAAUGGGAAAGAGGGAGAGAAAGUAAAAGUUGGAGAAGUGGUUUUUGCCACUGUGUUUAACGUGUUGAGUAAUGCUCUAAUAUCGAGUGAUUUUAUGAGAUUCGAGAAGGAGAUUGUGGAUAGAGGGUUGAAGGAUCUUUUGGGAGAAUAUAUGGAGGUGACUGGAGCUCCAAAUCUGUCUGAUUUUUAUCCAAUUUUAGGUGCAUUAGAUCUUCAGGGUUUAAACAAGAAUGCAAUGGAAGUGUUUAGGAGGGUCUGUGCUACGUGGGAUCCCAUUAUCGAAGACAGGAGAGAAGGAAGAAGAGGCAAUGCAUCAAGCCAAAAGGACUUCUUGGACGCCCUCAUCGACAAUUCUUGUACCAAUGAUCAAAUCAACUAUCUGCUUCUGGAGCUAUUCGCUGCUGGUACAGACUCUAGUAGCAAUACGAUUGAGUGGGCGAUGGCAGAACUAAUAAAAAGUCCAGAAUCCAUGAAAAAAGUCCGCGAAGAAAUGACGAGAGAAAUCAAACAAGAUUUGCUAAAAGAAUCCCAUCUACCUCACCUACAUUACCUUCAAGCCUGUUUCAAAGAAACUUUGAGAUUGCACCCUCCAGCACCACUUCUAGUUCCUCGCCGCGCACUUGACUCAUGCAAAGUGAUGAAUUAUGCCAUUCCCAAGAAUUCUCUAGUAUUAGUAAAUGUUUGGGCGAUUGGGCGAGACCCCGUGAUUUGGGAAGAUCCAUUGAAAUUUAAGCCAGAGAGGUUCCUCAACUCGACUUUGGAUUUCAAAGGGAAUGAUUUUGAGUUCUUACCCUUUGGCGCGGGAAGAAGAAUCUGCCCUGCCUUGCCCUUGGCAGCAAAGAAUUUUCCUUUCAUACUCGCUUCAUUGAUUCAUUACUUUGAAUGGUCACUUCCACAUGGAAAUGAUCCAGAUGAGCUAGACAUGAAUGAGAAGGUUGCUAUAACAUUGCAGAAGGAACUACCCUUGGUCCUCAUUCCCAAAGUUAAGAAAUGACCAAAUUCCUAAAGUUAAGAAAUGACCAACAGAUUGAUCCAAUCUUCAUACUAUUAUAAUAAUCACUUGUGUACGGUUUAUUAUGUAAAAUAUGGUUCAUUUUACCAGUUUUCAACUAUGUAAGCUUAUUUUUAAUUUUCAAUACAUAUUUGUAUCAAUAAAAGAGAGCUUAUUAUGAUCAAUCGCAUGUUAAU
Molecule: messenger RNA, 1769 nt
Organism: Cornus florida
Lineage: Eukaryota; Viridiplantae; Streptophyta; Magnoliopsida; Cornales; Cornaceae
Product: probable (S)-N-methylcoclaurine 3'-hydroxylase isozyme 2
Exons: 2
Coding region: 67-1575 (502 amino acids)
Molecular function (GO): iron ion binding; monooxygenase activity; heme binding
Source: RefSeq, a predicted model, not a curated record